This is a messenger RNA of Trichosurus vulpecula (common brushtail), 978 nucleotides long. Its product is annotated as olfactory receptor 13H1-like. The record is from RefSeq and is a predicted model, not a curated record. Gene Ontology annotation, cellular component: membrane. The coding region runs from base 1 to 978 and encodes 325 amino acids. Gene Ontology annotation, biological process: G protein-coupled receptor signaling pathway. The transcript has a single exon. Lineage: Eukaryota; Metazoa; Chordata; Mammalia; Diprotodontia; Phalangeridae. Gene Ontology annotation, molecular function: olfactory receptor activity; G protein-coupled receptor activity.
AUGUUUUUCCCCCUCUUUGGUGAUGUAGAUAGUGAAGGAAGACUAUGGAUAGAAAAAAAUGACACAUCUGUGACCUAUUUCAUCCUGAUUGGGCUCUCAGAGUACCCCAGAGCCCAAGCUGUGUUCUUCUGCCUGCUCCUGAUAUCCUAUCUCAUCACUUUGCUGGGAAACAGCCUCAUUCUCUUCUUGAUUUAUUGUGAUUCCCACCUCCACACUCCUAUGUAUUUCUUCAUCAGCAACCUAUCCUUCUUGGACAUCUGUUAUACUUCAUCUAGUCUCCCUCAAGUACUAAUCAAUUGCUUAGUCAGGAUCCCUGCCAUCUCCCUGAGCCAGUGCUUGGCCCAGAUGUGUGCUGGCCUCUACUUGGGGGUUGUGGAAUGUCUCCUUCUAGCUGUCAUGGCCUAUGACCGUUGCAUCGCCAUUGGUGACCCACUACGCUACCCAGUGAGAAUGAGUCCCCAGCUCUGUGUCCAGCUUGCAGUCGUAUCCUGGGUCUCAUCUUUUUUGUUCACCGUCAUCCCAACAUUGACCACCCCAUUAGAGUUCUGUGGCCACAACCUCAUCAAUCACUUCUCCUGUGAGCUUUUGGCUGUCAUUAAGCUUGCUUGCAAUGAUCUGCAUUUGAAUGAAUUGUUUAUGAUGGCUAGCAGUUCCCUGACUCUUUUAGCACCCUUUGCCUUCAUCCUUGCCUCCUAUGGCCGUAUCCUGAGAGCUGCGCUGAAAAUGCGCUCCGCUGAGGGUCGAAAAAAGGCUUUCUCUACCUGCAGCUCCCAUCUGACUGUGGUGAUUGUCUUCUAUGGUACUGCCAUCUCCAUGUACAUGAUGCCACAGGACAAAGCCAGCCGAGAUUGGGAUAAGAUCAUUUCUAUAUUGUAUGGUGUCCUUCCACCCAUGCUCAACCCCCUCAUCUACAGCCUCAGAAACAAGGAUGUCAAAGGAGCCUUGAGGAAACUAAUGGGGGAGAAAAGUGACUCUUAA